CGUCACAACAAUCAGCCGCAGGCCAGGCUGGGUUGAUCAUAGGUGCUGCUGAGUCCCCCGGUGUCCUGAUGACUGGGGACCUCAAACAUCUGCCCUGUGCCUUCCAACACACAACAAGCCAAGCGAAGGCGGCAGAUGCCGCCCUGGAAAUCAGCCGUAGAGCAGUUGAAGAUCAACUAAAGAUAUGUGGCCACAAGAAGGAUGCUGAUGUCUUUGAGCUGUUUCUUUCUCAAAAGGAACUGACAGAGGUCAUUGAUCUUUCUAGGUUUAAAAAAUUAAAAUACUUAUGGCUACAUCAUAACAAGCUCCAUGGAAUAACAUUUAUAACUAGAAACUACUGUCUGGCAGAACUAUACCUAAACAACAAUGAAAUAUUUGAUAUACAAGGCCUGCACUCUUUGCAUUCGUUGCAUAUACUCCUGCUGCACCACAAUGAGUUAACAAACAUUGAGGCAACAGUAAAGGAAUUAAAGGGGAUGCUAAAUCUGAAGACCCUAACUCUCUACCAAAACCCUUUAUGCCAGUAUAACUUGUACCGUUUAUACACAAUCUACCACCUUCCAGGAGUAGAGUUGCUUGACGGAAAUCAAGUUACAGAAAAAGAAAGAAGAUCAAUGAUUACGAUUUUUAACCAUAAAAAGUCUCAUAUUGUUCAAUCAAUAGCAUUCGGAGGAAAAGUAGAUGCCUCAUGGAAUCCAAGAUCACCACUUAAGCAAAAACCAGCCCAGAGAGUACCUUCAGACUUUGCAUUUGCGAAUAAUGUAGACAAAACUAUGUUUGAUGACCCAGAAGAUGCUGUUUUUGUAAGGUCCAUGAAGCGAUCGGCAAUGACUAUUACCUCUCUGAACUGGGACACAGUUCCAACACGAGAGGAAAAAUACCGUGAAGAGAAAGACACAGGACCUGCCCAAAUGCUCACAGUUACACUGAGAUAAUCCUUGGGGUUUCUAGAAAUCCUAGUAGUUUUCAGUUAUAUAUUAAACUUUUCUGUGAUUAGCA
Balaenoptera musculus (blue whale) is the source of this 999-nucleotide messenger RNA. It is a transcript of the gene LRRC72, whose product is annotated as leucine rich repeat containing 72. Gene Ontology annotation, molecular function: protein binding. Bases 69 to 935 code for a protein of 288 amino acids. Lineage: Eukaryota; Metazoa; Chordata; Mammalia; Artiodactyla; Balaenopteridae. The record is from RefSeq and is a predicted model, not a curated record. The transcript has 9 exons.